CCUCCUGCACUCCGGACCCUUCAUUCCUGCCCCCCGAAGCCCCACACUCUAGUCAAAAGAUAUACCGUAAUUUAGCGGAUAAACCCCGCACCCGAGUAUACCCCACAGUUUUUUCCCUUUUGAGUUUAAAAAUCCUUGUAUACCCCGUGCACGACUGUAGCCUGCAGGAGAGACUCAGUGAAUAAAACCUGUCAAUGAGCCAAAGCGGUUGAUGGUAAUGGAAGCCCCUGUAAUCAGCUGUUAAUGAGCCACAGCUGAUAACGCCAAGCAGUAAGAAAACCGUUACCCUUUUUAAGCUUUUCAAACUUUUUAAAGCUUUUAGAAAUGCCUAAGCGCAAGUCAUACACUGACGAUUUUAAAUUGUGUGUAGUGGCUUUUGUAAAGGACAAUAGCAACAGCUUGGAACAGAGUGAAAUUCCGGAAGUGUGACAUUCUACCCGAAAAUGACUCUUCAAGCUCAGAGUACGAUAGUGAUUCUGAUUCAGAAACACAAACCUCAGAUGUCACCGAAGCUGAUCUCGCCCUGGCUAUGGAUAUUAUGGAUGUUUUUCAAGACACUGACUAUGAUGAGUUUUGAUGGCUUUGACAACACAGCUGUUGAGGAGGAUGUUGCUGGCGCUGACUCUAGAGAUCCGAGUGAAUGAGAAUGCAAAGCCUUCCUUUUUUACAGUGUUUUUAUUCUUUUACUAGUUGCACAAUAAAGUAACGUUUUAAAAUGUGUCUGAAUGUAUUACGAUGUCUUCUAAAGAAUGUGAAUGCAUUGGAACGUAACAGUCUCUAUGAUUAAAUUAAAAUAUGCUGCUUUCCUCAUGGAACAGUCCACAUUGUCUUCCUUUCCGUAUAAAAAAACCCCUUGUAUAGCCUGCAGAGCCCCGCCGCUGCUGCUGGCUGCCAAGCCCCUCGCCUGCAACUUGCUCCAGGCUCCUUCCCUUUGUCACCCCGGGCUGGGAGCCUCCCACCUCUGCUGGGCAUGUCUCUGCCCCAGCUCCGGAGUGUUCCCUGCUGCUGGGGCUUCUGUAAGUUUCCCCGCGUUGUUCUGUACCCAGCCCGAUAAAGGUAGUGAAGGGGGGGGGGGAUCCUCUUCCAUUUCUGUGUAAAAACAAAAAACCACACACACAACCCACCACACACACACCACCAUAUAACCCACGCACGACGAUAGCCCAUGCGGAGCGGGAGAGGCGGGGGGUGCAUCCCGGAAUUGCGUCCCGUGGGUAAUGUUCUCUAAAUUACGGUAAUCAUGUUGGGCUACGAGCGCCAACAAUUUUCUUCAGCUGGGCCAUGGGGAAGGGGGUGUAAAAUUUGAAAACUGCUGCUCUAGUCAACUUCUAAGCCUUGGGCCGGGGACCUAGAGCUCAGCGGUGUGUGUAUGGAGGCCCAGGCCCUGCUGGCUUCUAAAGCUCCCACUCAAAGACUUUGCUUGCACCAGAGCCCCCGUGGCCAGUGGUGAGUUGUGUGGUCGGGCCAUUAAACUGGGAUCGCCGCCCGGCUGAUAGGUUUGUGGGGAACUGACUGGGACCGUGUGUUCUUUUGCAUGUGCAGGAAGGAGCAUUGGAAACUGCUGGGCAACUUGAAGACCACAGUCGAGGGGUUGGUCUCCAGCAACAACCCAAACGUCUGGUCUAAGUAUGGAGGCUUAGAGCGACUGUGCAGGGACAUGCACAGCAUCCUCUAUCACGGACUCAUCCCCGACAAGGUGUGCUGCAGACAGACGGAUUACUGGCAGUUUGUGAAGGACAUCCGCUGGCUGAGCCCGCACUCGUCUCAUCAUGUGGAGAAGUUCGUCAGCCUGCGGGAGAACGGCCAGCCAGGCGCAGCGGGGGUGAGCGACCAAGUCGUCGCCGCGCGGUGGCUUCAGCAAAGCCUGCAGUUCCACUGCCUCUCCGCGCAGCUGAAACCGCUGCUAGAGAACAGACAGUACAUCCGGAAAUUCUACACAGACGCUGCCUUCCUGCUCAGUGACGCCCACGUCACCGCCAUGCUCCAGUGCCUGGAGGCCGUGGAACAGAACAACCCCCGGCUUCUGGCUCAGAUCGACACCUCCACGUUUCUCAGAAGGAGCGAGGCGCCGUUACCUGUGCCGAAGAGUCAGAGCUUGACGGCGCUGCCCGGUUCUGUGGGUCUCCCUCCCGUGGCCUAUCCGCAGCACAGGUCCCGCGGCUCCUUCUCCAGCCUGCACCAGCCAGCCUCCACCAGCGUGUCGGACAGGAGACCAGCCAGCUCUUUCCUGUGCCGUGGCACGAGCCAGCCUCUGGAAAACGCCCUGGGCAAUGGAGCCCUCCUGCUGCCUGAGGACAGAUCCCCCGGGGACCAGCCUGGCUUCCCCCGCAGUGUUCCCUCCCCCAGAGACUCCUCUUCCGCCAGCGAGCGGAGCGCCAGCACAGUGCCCAGCCACAGCGAAGACCCCUGGCUGGGCAGCCAGGAUGACGCCCAGAGCGACGGGCCGGAGUACCUGGCCAUCGGGAACCUGGGGCAGCGGGGCCGGGCCCACAGCAGCCAGAGCAGCCCCAGCAGCAGCGCCACCAACAGCAACAAAAGCAGCAGCUCCAACCUGUUCUCGUCCAGCAGCUCUCAGAAGCCGGAGUCCGUCUCCUCCUUGGAGGAGCAGGGGGCCAGCGGGGCCAGCCGGGGGCUGAGCCUCUUGCGCAGAUCCAGCUUCUCGGAGGGGCAGACGUCCGCCCCCCACGGGAUCCUCAAGCGCAGCCACGCGCGCUCCCACUCCGACACCAACGUGGCGUCUGGGAAGAUGCCCGGAGGCCCCAGGGAUAUCGCCAUUAUACUAGAAGAUCCGGUGGCAGAGUCCCAGGGCGACACCUCCAGGGCCAUCGGCUGUGUCUCCGGCUCCACCCAGAGCAGCGAAGUGAGCACGCCCAGCUCCCUGUACAUGGAGUACGACACUGGCCAGUACCUGAGUUCGGGGGAAGGCAUGUUCCGAAGGCCGUCGGAAGGGCAGUCCCUCAUCAGUUACCUGUCUGAGCAGGACUUCGGCAGCUGCGCGGACCUGGAGAAGGAAAACGCUCACUUCAGCAUCUCCGAGUCGCUCAUCGCCGCCAUCGAGCUGAUGAAAUGCAACGUGAUGAGCCGGCGGCUGGAGGAGGACGAAGAGGAGAGCGACAAGGAGAUCCAGGAGCUCAAGCAGAAGAUUCGCAUCCGGCGCCUGCAGAUCCGCACCAAGGACGUGCUCCCUGCCUACCGGGAGAUGGGCUCCGACAGCUUCGUGGCUACAGACAGCGAGUCGCAGUUCAGCUCCCGGGACUCCAUGUGGCUGUCUGACUCGGGCUCGGCGGAGGACGUGGAGGAGUACGAGAUCAGAGAUGCGGACAUCAAGCGGGAGGCUGCGAGCAGCAGGAAGUCGUUCCUCUCCUGUACCCUGGAUAUUCUGGUCUGUCUGUCUCUGACUGGUGCUGAUGGGCCUCUCGUGCUCUGCAGAUCCCACUCCUUCCUCCACUCGAACUCGGCCGAGGCCGUGGCCAUGGGCCUGCUGAAGCAGUUUGAAGGGAUGCAGCUCCCGGCUGCUUCCGAACUGGACUGGCUCGUGCCCGAGCAGGACGCCCCCCAGAAGCUCGCUCCACUGAACAGACUUCGUUGUGGUUUUCCGGACUCCCUUCCCAUCUCGCCCGACGACGGGGAGCACGCCGACAUCUACAAGCUCCGAAUCCGGGUCCGCGGGAACCUGGAGUGGGCCCCUCCCCAGCCACAGAUCAUUCCCAGCCAAUGUUCCCGUGAAUCUUUUCCACUCUUCUCCACCAUCCCCCCUGCCCCGACGAGGAAGGUGGCUGUAGCCAAGCAGAAUUACCGGUGCGCAGGCUGCGGCAUCCGGACCGACCCUGGUGAGUGCGGGAGCUCUGACGGCUGUAAACACGGGGUGCAGGGUGUAAACCUGGCAGGAGGGGGCGAUACAAAGGAGGAACCGAUGAGCUGGCGGGAUGGUGGGGAUCUCCGCGUGGGUACCUGGGACGCCGGGGCAGCUUUCUCUGCAGUGUACAUCCUGCGUAAGUGGGACUUCGGCAAGUACUACGUCAGCAACUUCUCCCGGGACCUGCUGAGCAAGAUCUGGAGCGACCCGCUCUUCAGCGUGCAGGACCUCAACGCCCCUCUGUACCGGAAGGUGAAGGCCCUGAAUCAAGUCAGGCUCUUGAGAAUCCAGCUGUUUCACUUGAAGAACAUGUUUAAGACCUGCCGGCUAGCCAAAGAGCUGCUGGACUCCUUCGACACGGUGCCAGGGCAUCUGACCGAGGACCUCCACCUCUACUCCUUAAACGACCUGACUGCCACGAAGAAGGGGGAGUUAGCUCCCUGCCUGCUGGAGCUGCUCAAGGCCGGCACCCUGCAUGUUGAGAGAUGCAUGCUGUGCCAGGCCAAGGGCUUCAUCUGCGAGUUCUGUCAAAAGGAGGACGACGUCAUCUUCCCCUUCGAACUGAACAAGUGCAGGACGUGUGAAGAGUGCAAGGCCUGCUAUCACAAGUGCUGCUUCAAAUCGGGCUGCUGCCCCAGGUGCGAGCGCCUGCAGGCCAGGAGAGAGCUGCUCGCCCGGCAGAGCAUGGAGUCCUACCUCUCCGACUACGAGGACGAGGCGCCGCAGGAGGUGGCGGCAGCAACAUGAGCGGGGCGGCAGAGGAAGAGACCCGUGGAUGUGUGUGUGCGUGUGGCCUUCCUCCCCAGAGACCAAACUAAGACCCAAACGGACUCACAAGAGAACAGCCCGUGGGACGGCUGAGUCAUGGGAGGUCCCGGAGCCGCUGGCCCUCCGGCGCCGCAGGUAUCGAUCAGGUUUGCUUCGAGGGACCCGGCUUCUUUUCUCCCUACGUGACGGUGCCAGGGGCAGGGGACCCUGGCUGCUAGUUCUUGCCGUCUCACUAGUUCUUCGUAGCGGGGAUGCUGGUGAAUCCUGCCCGUGCCCCAGAGCGUGUGGA
This is a messenger RNA of Pelodiscus sinensis (Chinese soft-shelled turtle), 4913 nucleotides long. Lineage: Eukaryota; Metazoa; Chordata; Testudines; Trionychidae. The record is from RefSeq and is a predicted model, not a curated record.